CAUUUAAGUUAAUAUUCCGCAAAAAAGUAGUAAGUCUUUUAAGUUUUGCAUAUGGAAAUACACAACACGGUAGGUAGUUUUAAAUGACUUUAUUGUUUUUAGAAGUAUUCUCACGAAGAUUAAUAUACAUCUGCAUGUGCUCGAACCAAUUUUCGAAGCACUUAUUCCGCUCGUUUGCUGACAGAUCCAAAACGGCAUUUUUGAAUGCGUCAACUGCUUCUUCUGGUGACUGGAUCACCUCUGACCACGCAGUCUGUAUCUAAUUUUUAGGAGAGUAACGAAAUCAUUAGGACUUAGAUCGGGACUAUAUGGAGGAUGGUCCAAUAAUUCCACGUUUUCUUCCGUUAAAUACUGCCUUGUUUUUUGGGCUGCGUGCGAGCUUGCAUUGUCUUGGUGGAGGAUGAUUCUUCUUUCGGGGUUGAUUUUUGGCA
This is a messenger RNA of Acanthoscelides obtectus, 431 nucleotides long. Lineage: Eukaryota; Metazoa; Arthropoda; Insecta; Coleoptera; Chrysomelidae. The record is from the annotation of a GenBank genome assembly.